Molecule: messenger RNA, 828 nt
Organism: Frankliniella occidentalis (western flower thrips)
Lineage: Eukaryota; Metazoa; Arthropoda; Insecta; Thysanoptera; Thripidae
Gene: Ccn
Exons: 4
Coding region: 1-828 (275 amino acids)
Biological process (GO): signal transduction; cell adhesion
Cellular component (GO): extracellular matrix
Molecular function (GO): integrin binding; heparin binding
Source: RefSeq, a predicted model, not a curated record
AUGACACUUUCAAUAAGUCGACAGAACGGCACGUACGCGUGCGCCAGCCUGUGCCCGCAGGAGGGCAUGUCCCCCCGCGGCUUCUCGUGCCCGCACCCGCGCCUCGUCGAGCUGCCCGGCCAGUGCUGCCGCGAGUGGAUGUGCGACAGCGACGCUGCCGAGCGGCCGCCCCAGUGCCCGCACCUGUCGUCGGCGUGGUCGCCGUGCUCGCGCACCUGCGGCACGGGGCUGUCGGUGCGCGUGACCAACCAGAACCCGAGCUGCGUGCCGCUCAACCAGACCCGGCCCUGCCAGCUGAGGCCGUGCAUCACGCCGCCCGGGGAGCGGCGCCCGCCAAGAGCCAAGAUACGGGUCGAGUUCGAGUGUGACGGUGACCCUCCGGCUGACGCGGCAGCCGUCGCCGUGCUGGGUGCCGACAUGUGGGAGGAUGACUUCGCCACGACGACGCCCUUCCCGACCAGCAGCGUGCUGCUCGCCGCGGACCCCCGCGACAACCUGGUCGAUCCGGACGACGACGAGGACGACGGGGACCAGGACGCGGAGGUGGAUCAGGACCCUGACGAAGAGGAUGACGUGGAGGGCGAGAACGAGGAGGGACACCGCUUCUCCAAGGGCCGGCAGGGCCGCCUGUGGAGCGUGUUUAGCGCGCCUCGGAAGCACCACAAGCAGCACCCGCAGCAGCACCCCCGGAGCACAGCCGUGUUCGCCGUGCAGUGGAUCACCAAGUGCGAGUGCAGCAAGUGUGCCGAGGACCGGCCGGAGACGACGACCAAGGGCAUCGCCAGGAUCAGGAUCUUGCACCGCGUGCACAGAACUACCGUGUCGUGA